Molecule: messenger RNA, 1599 nt
Organism: Neolamprologus brichardi
Lineage: Eukaryota; Metazoa; Chordata; Actinopteri; Cichliformes; Cichlidae
Source: RefSeq, a predicted model, not a curated record
GAUUGGGAGAAGAAGAUGCGGCUGAGCGGCCGGCACGAACCGACUGCUUAACGAGCAAACCUUAGUCAUAGGUUUCCACUUGCCUUUUCUUUUUUUAGUUUCUUGCCAAAUUUGCUGCUUGAUGUCGAAUUUGAACAGGAGCAGCGAAUGAACUGAUAAGCUGUAAGGGCAGAAGAAGAAGAGGGGGAGCGAAACAGUUGCUGACAGGAGUUGGGCAUCAUAUUGCCACCGGAUGUCAUUAUACGCUUUUAUAUAUCGAGGACUGUAAUCUAGACCAAAGGCAGAGCCAUGGAGGUUGUAACGCAUCUUGUGAAUGACACUGUAGAGUUUUACAAAUGGAGCCUUACUAUAGCAGACAAGAGGGUUCAGCACUGGCCCAUGAUGUCCUCUCCCUUCCCUACUCUGGCUAUCAGCUGCCUGUACUUGAUCUUCCUGUGGGCAGGACCUAAAUACAUGCAAGAUCGCCAGCCCUACACACUCAGGAAGACCCUCAUAGUCUACAACUUCAGCAUGGUGGUCCUCAACUUCUACAUCGCCAAAGAGAGGGUUCAGCACUGGCCCAUGAUGUCCUCUCCCUUCCCUACUCUGGCUAUCAGCUGCCUGUACUUGAUCUUCCUGUGGGCAGGACCUAAAUACAUGCAAGAUCGCCAGCCCUACACACUCAGGAAGACCCUCAUAGUCUACAACUUCAGCAUGGUGGUCCUCAACUUCUACAUCGCCAAAGAGAUAGCCUCGGCUCUUUGGUGGUACUACAUCUCCAAAGGAGUGGAGUUCCUGGACACUGUCUUUUUCAUACUGAGGAAGAAGUUCAACCAAGUCAGCUUCCUCCACGUCUACCAUCACUGCACCAUGUUCAUCCUCUGGUGGAUUGGAAUCAAAUGGGUUCCCGGUGGACAAUCAUUUUUUGGUGCAACCAUCAACUCUUCCAUUCACGUCCUCAUGUACGGGUAUUAUGGCUUGGCUGCCUUGGGACCUCAGAUGCAGAAGUACCUCUGGUGGAAGAAAUACCUCACCAUAAUCCAGAUGAUCCAGUUCCACGUAACCAUCGGCCACGCCGGCCACUCCCUCUACACCGGCUGUCCGUUCCCCUGCUGGAUGCAGUGGGCUCUGAUUGGCUACGCCGUCACCUUUAUCAUCCUCUUCGCCAACUUCUACUACCACGCAUAUCGACGCAAGCCUGCCUUUUCUCGGAAAGGAGGGAAGCCCAUAACAAACGGCUCCUCUGUGGUGGCUAAUGGUCAUAGCAAAGUGGAGGAAGAGGAGGAGGACGAUGAGGAGGACAACGGAAAGAGGCAAAAGAAAGGAAGAGCGAAAAGGGAGUAAAGCAGGAAACGGGGCUUGCUUUGCGAAAAGCAGACAGUUAUUUUAUGGGCCAGAGAAAGAGGGAGGGGAGGGAUAAACAGAGUUCAAACCAGACGAUCAUCCCUGCAAAUAAAGUGGAUGGAUGUGAUUAGGGACCAACUUGAUGAAGUGAAUGGUUAGCAGUGUGUGUUCACUGGGUGUGUCUGUAAAUGGUUCUGGUUUUGAGGGAACGAGAGUGUCGGUUGUCUCCACGACAGUUUUCUUUUGUAAUUAAAUCCAGAUAAGAAAAGAAAAUUG